CUGGUCGCUGGGGGGAGGAGGAGGAGGAGGGAGGAAAGCCCUGGCUGUGAUGCCGCUGGAUGAUGGCUGCUUUCGGGAUCUUAAGUUACGAACACCGGCCAUUAAAGCGGCCCCGGCUUGGCCCUCCGGACGUCUAUCCUCAGGAUCCGAGGCAAAAAGAGGAUGAGCUGACUGCGCUCAAUGUGAAGCAAGGGUUCAACAACCAGCCGGCUGUGUCUGGAGACGAACAUGGCAGUGCCAAAAAUGUCAACUUCAACCCUUCUAAGAUCAGUUCAAACUUCAGCAGCAUCAUCGCUGAGAAGCUGCGCUACAGCACGUUUCCGGACACAGGGAAGCGUAAACCACAGGUCAACCAGAAGGAUAAUUUUUGGCUUGUCACAGCGAGGUCGCAGAGCUCCAUCAAUAACUGGUUCACGGAUUUAGCUGGGACUAAACCUCUCACACAGCUCGCUAAAAAGGUACCAAUCUUCAGCAAAAAGGAGGAGGUUUUUGGAUACUUGGCCAAGUACUCAGUCCCUGUCAUGCGCUCAGCGUGGAUGAUAAAGAUGACCUGUGCUUACCACGCGGCUAUCACAGAAACUAAAGUCAAGAAGAGGCAUGUGAUUGAUCCUUGUAUAGAAUGGACCCAAAUUAUUACUAAGUACCUUUGGGAGCAGCUUCAGAAGGUCGCCGAGUAUUACAGACAGUUUCCCAGCCAAGGCUGUAGCUCACCCUUACCAGCCACGCCAGCGGACGUGGAGACGGCAAUGAAGCAGUGGGAGUACAACGAGAAGCUAGCCAUGUUCAUGUUCCAGGAUGGUAUGUUGGACCGACAUGAGUUCCUAACGUGGGUGCUGGAGUGUUUCGAAAAGGUCCGACCUGGUGAAGAUGAGCUUCUUAGACUUCUUCUGCCCCUUUUGCUACAGUACUCAGGGGAGUUCGUACAGUCUGCUUAUUUGUCACGGAGACUGGCUUACUUCUGCACACGCCGACUCAACCUGUUGCUAAGUGACGGGAGCCUGGGCCCCGGCACAGGAGGGCAUCCAACACAUGGCAUCUUGACACAGCAAGGCAACGCCCUGCCCCCAACACCAACCUCCCAGCCGGCAGGAGGGAACCAGCCACAGACACCUUUCACUGAUUUCUACAUCUGCCCACAGCACAGGCCUCUGGUGUUCGGCCUCAGCUGCAUGUUGCAGAGCAUCGUGUUGUGCUGUCCCAGUGCUCUGGUGUGGCAUUACUCUUUAACGGACAGCAGAAACAAGACUGGUUCACCCCUCGACCUGCUGCCAAUCGCCCCGUCCAGUUUGCCAAUGCCAGGAGGCAAUACUGCCUUUACACAACAGGUUCGUGCAAAGCUGCGAGAAAUUGAGGAGCAAAUCAAGGAGCGGGGCCAGGCAGUGGAGUUUAGGUGGUCGUUUGAUAAAUGCCAGGAGACCACAGCAGGGUUCACCAUCGGCAGGGUUCUCCACACCCUGGAGGUUCUGGACAACCACAGCUUUGAGAAAUCAGACUUCAACAACUCUCUGGAUUCGCUGUACAACAGGAUAUUUGGUUCGAGCCAGAGUAAAGACGGCCAUGAGAUGUCACCGGAUGACGAUGCGGUGGUGACUCUGCUCUGUGAAUGGGCUGUGUGCUGUAAGCGCUCUGGCAGACACAGAGCCAUGGUGGUGGCCAAGCUGCUGGAAAAGAGACAGGCAGAAAUAGAAGCAGAGAGGUGUGGUGAGUUGGAGGUGGUGGAUGAGAAGGGCUCUGUGUCAUCCGGUUCCCUCUCAGCUGCAACACUGCCGGUCUUUCAGGACGUACUGCUGCAGUUCCUUGAUACUCAGGCCCCCACACUGACGGAGCCGGGGAAUGAGAGUGAACGAGUGGAGUUCUCCAACCUGGUCCUCCUCUUCUGUGAGCUCAUCCGUCACGACGUCUUUUCCCACAACAUCUACAUGUGCACACUCAUCUCCCGAGGCGACCUGGCGUCCGACUCCCACCUGCCGCGUCCACGCUCCCCCAGUGACGAACCCUCCGAUGAAUCAGAGCGCAAGGAGCAGGACGCGAGCAGCAGUGUCAAGAUGGAGGAUACUGGUCUGUCAGAGUCAAUGGAAAUUGAUCACAACUCCAGUGCUAAUUUUGAUGAGAUGUUUUCACCACAGAUGCACUGUGAGUCCAAGGGGAGCCCCUCUCCAGAAAAGCCUGCUCCGGAGCAGGACAGCAAGGCCGGCUGUAAGGACAAGGGGAUGGACCCUGCCUUCCCUCAACUGUAUGAGCAACCCCGCCACAUUCAGUAUGCCACUCACUUCCCUAUUCCUCAGGAGGAGAGUGCCAGUCAUGAGUGCAACCAGCGUUUAGUGGUCCUCUAUGGUGUAGGCAAGCUGAGAGAUGAGGCGCGACACACCAUCAAGAAGAUUACCAAAGACAUCUUGAAGGUGCUCAACCGCAAAAGCACAGCAGAAACAGGAGGGGAGGAAGGACAAAAGAGGAAGAGGAGCAAGCCGGAGGCCUUUCCCACUGCAGAAGAUAUUUUCUCCAAAUUCCAGCACCUCUCCCAUUUUGACCAGCACCAGGUCACCUCCCAGGUGUCCAGAAACGUGCUGGAACAGAUCACCAGCUUUGCCUUAGGGAUGUCUUAUCACCUGCCUCUCGUCCAGCACAUUCAGUUCAUCUUUGACCUCAUGGAGUACUCCCUCAAUAUCAGUGGCCUCAUAGACUUUGCUAUUCAGCUCCUGAACGAGUUGAGUCUGGUGGAAGCUGAGCUGCUGCUCAAGUCGUCCAGCCUGGUGGGAAGCUACACCACCAGCUUGUGUUUGUGCAUCGUAGCUGUGCUGAGGAGGUACCACUCCUGCCUCAUUCUCAAUCCUGAACAGACAGCACAAGUUUUUGAUGGGUUGCGCAUUGUUGUGAAGUCAGGUGUGAAUCCGGCCGACUGUUCCUCCGCUGAGCGCUGUAUCUUGGCCUACCUGUAUGACCUGUACACCUCCUGCAGUCACCUCAAGAACAAGUUUGGAGAGAUCUUUAGCGAGUUCUGCUCUAAAGUGAAAAACUCCAUCUACUGCAACAUUGACCCAUCAGACUCCAACAUGCGCUGGGACCAACACUUCAUGAUAGAGGCCAUUGCCAACCCAUCGUCCCACAACUUCAACCACUCCAUGGUGGGGAAGAUCCUCAACGACAGCCCGGCCAACCGCUACAGCUUUGUCUGUAACGUGCUCAUGGAUGUGUGUGUGGACCACCGAGACCCAGAGAGGGUGAACGAUAUCGGGAUCCUGUGUGCGGAGUUGACGGCGUAUUGUCGCUCCCUGAGUGCGGAGUGGCUCGGCAUUCUCAAGGCUCUGUGCUGCUCCUCUAACAACGGCAACUGUGGCUUCAAUGAUUUGCUUUGUAACGUCGAUGUUAGCGAUUUGUCCUUCCAUGAUUCCCUGGCAACCUUCGUAGCUAUUCUCAUCGCCAGACAGUGCUUGCUACUGGAAGACCUGGUUCGCUGUGUGGCCAUUCCUUCACUGCUCAAUGCAGCUUGCAGCGAGCAAGACUCUGAGCCAGGAGCCAGACUCACCUGCAGAAUCCUGUUACACCUUUUCAGGACCCCACAGCGCAACCCGGUCCCUCGAGAUGGUGUGAAGUCAGAUAAGUCCUCAGUUGGUAUCCAGUCUUCCUGUGAUCGCCAUCUUCUUGCUGCUUCUCAGAACAGCAUAGUUGUUGGAGCAGUAUUUGCCGUCCUCAAAGCAGUAUUUAUGCUCGGCGACGCUGAGCUAAGAGGCUCAGGGCUGUCACACCCAGCAGGCCUCGACGAUAUAUCUGAAGCAUGUAAUGUCUCCAUAGAGACAGCAAGCUUGGAUGUAUAUGCAAAGUAUGUUCUGAAGACGAUCUGCCAGCAGGAAUGGGUUGGAGAACGGUGCCUGAAGUCUCUGUCUGAGGACAGCAGUGCCCUCCAGGACCCAGUGCUGGUAAACAUUCAGGCCCAGCGGCUACUGCAGCUUAUUUGCUACCCUCACCGCCAGUUAGACAGUGACGAUGGUGACAACCCUCAGAGGCAGAGGAUCAAGCGCAUCCUGCAGAAUAUGGACCAAUGGACGAUGAGACAGUCGUCUCUGGAGCUGCAGCUCAUGAUCAAACAGAGCACAAACAAUGAGCUCUACUCUCUCUUGGAGAACAUUGCUAAAGCCACUAUAGAGGUGUUUCAGAAAUCAGCUGAGAUGAACUCCAAUAACCCCUCAGGGAAUGGAGCAACAGCCCAAGGGGGCUCCGCAUCUACUAACAAUAGCACUACAAACAAGAUGAAACCUAUUUUAAGCUCGUCCGAGCGGUCAGGAGUUUGGCUGGUGGCUCCACUAAUAGCCAAGCUGCCCACUUCAGUCCAAGGCCAUGUGCUGAAGGCAGCCGGAGAGGAGCUGGAGAAAGGACAGCACCUUGGCUCUUCAUCCCGUAAAGAGAGGGACAGGCAGAAACAGAAAAGUAUGUCCCUACUCAGCCAGCAGCCGUUCCUGUCUUUGGUGCUGACCUGCUUGAAGGGUCAGGAUGAACAGAGGGAAGGUCUUCUCACCUCUCUCUACAGUCAAGUGCAGCAGAUUGUCACCAACUGGAGAGAAGACCAGUACCAGGACGACUGCAAGGCCAAGCAAAUGAUGCACGAGGCCCUGAAACUACGACUCAAUCUUGUUGGUGGUAUGUUUGACACGGUGCAGCGCAGCACCCAGCAGACCACUGAGUGGGCGGUACUACUCCUCGACAUUAUCAGCAGCGGCACUGUGGACAUGCAGUCCAAUAAUGAGCUCUUCACAACAGUGUUGGACAUGUUGAGUGUGCUGAUUAAUGGCACGCUGGCCGCUGACAUGUCCAGCAUCUCUCAGGGCAGCAUGGAGGAGAAUAAGAGAGCCUAUAUGAACCUGGUUAAGAAGCUCAGGAAAGAGCUUGGAGAUCGGCAGUCUGAAAGUUUGGAAAAGGUUCGCCAGCUUCUGCCGCUGCCCAAGCAGUUCCGUGAUGUCAUCACCUGUGAACCUCAGGGCUCGCUCAUAGACACUAAGGGAAACAAGAUCGCUGGCUUUGAGAAGGAGGGCCUUCAAGUAUCAACCAAACAGAAGAUUUCUCCGUGGGACGUCUUUGAGGGCCUGAAACACUCGGCCCCACUCUCCUGGGGCUGGUUCGGCACAGUCCGCGUCGACCGUAAGGUCACUAAAUUUGAGGAGCAGCAGCGUUUCUUGCUUUACCACACCCACCUGAAGCCCAAACCUCGUAGCUAUUACCUGGAGCCGCUGCCUCUGCCUCCUGAAGAGGAGGAGCCCCUGACACCUGUCUCCCAAGAACCGGAGAAGAAGAUGAUGGAGGCAGUGAAGCCAGAAAAGAGUGUGCCCGCUGUGCCCCCUGACUCGAAGAAGAAAUCCAACAAGAAAAAGAAAGCUCAGUCCAACAAGACAGAGCAGGACUACAAUCGUACUCCAGGCGGUGUGAGCUGUGGCCCCAAUAUGCCACCGGAUUUGAUCCAAAGCCACCCAUAUAGCAGGAUGCCCUAUGGCCAACAGCCUAUGAGCAUGUACACACAGAACCAGCCUCUACCUCCAGGAGGUCCAGGUUUAGAACCUCCAUACAGACCUGCCCGCAACCCACAGAUCAACAAAAUGAUGACCCCUCGGCCCAACUAUCCUGGCAUGAUGCCUGGCAUGCAGGGGAGCAUGCCUGGUAUGAUGGGAAUGGACAAGCAAUACCAAAUGGGUUAUAAGGCCCAGGCCAGCAUGCCACAAGGCCAGAUGCUGCGACAACAACUACAGGUCAGACUGAAUCAGGGGUUGAUAGGGCAGAUGAGACCAAUGGCACCCAACCCACCUUACACACCAAUGCAGGCAUCUCAGAACAUUUCUCAGGGCUAUACCACAUAUGGGUCCCACAUGGGCAUGCAGCAGCAUCCGUCCCAAGCAGGUGGUAUAGGUCCUUCCUCCUAUGGGAACCAAAACUACCAAGCUGCCCAUCCUGGAGCCAACCCGGCUGUGGUGGAUCCUCUGAGGCAAAUGCAGCAGAGGCCUAGUGGAUACGUUCACCAGCAGGCUCCAGGCUACGCACACAAUAUGCAGAACACUCAGAGGUUUGCUCACCAGCCCCUCCCGCAGAACUCUAUGAUGCACGGUCUCGGUCACAUGGGAGGCCAAGGUGUACAUCCAAACUUGAGGCCUAAUUCGAUGUUGGCAGAACAGCAACAGCAGCAGCAACAGCAACAACAACAAGCAGCGCAGCAGCAGUACCUCAGACAACAUGCAAUCAGAGUACAUAAUCAGCAAGUUCAACAGCAACAGCAACAAGCAGCGCAGCAGCAGCAGCAGCAGCAGCAGCAGCAGCAGCAGCAGGUCCAACCACAGCAGGUUCCUCCUCAACAGCAGGUUCCUCAACAGCAACAGCAGCAGGUGUCAGCGGUGCCUCCACCGGGGCAGGCACAGAACCAGGGUCUGGGAAUGCAGACGCUGCCUCCACAGCAGCCCAUGUUCCCACGACAGGGGAUGCAGCAGACUCAACAGCAGCAGCAGACUGCAGCUCUGGUCAGACAGCUGCAACAACAACUUUCAAAUACACAACCAGGACAGGGCACCAAUUCAUAUUACUGAUCAUGCUUGUUCAUAGUAGUGUGUGUGGAGAAAAGGCUCUCAUUUUGUGGGGAGGCCCAGCUCCAUUGAUUGGCAAAUGAAUGUGUCCCAUGAAGUGAUUUAGGAGGGAAGACUGUUCGAGGCACAAAGGACCACCAAACAGAUGAACCAAAUCCAAGUUUGACCACUGAGGCAACGAUCAGUAAAUAUCUUGACUUCAGCUGUGUAAUUAUGGAUUAUCAAAGGAAGGGAUCCUGAUCUGAAGUAAACACAUUAUGGUUGAUGAUGGAAAAGUCUAUGUAAAAAAACAAACAAAAAAGUACCACAAAUUAUAAGAAUAAUGCAAUUUUUUUAUUUUAUUUCAAUUUGUACAAUUUUUUCAGUUUCGUGUAUUUCUCAUUAAAAACUCAUGUCAGUUUUUA
Molecule: messenger RNA, 6958 nt
Organism: Mugil cephalus (flathead mullet)
Lineage: Eukaryota; Metazoa; Chordata; Actinopteri; Mugiliformes; Mugilidae
Gene: med12
Product: mediator complex subunit 12
Exons: 43
Coding region: 60-6557 (2165 amino acids)
Biological process (GO): regulation of transcription by RNA polymerase II
Cellular component (GO): mediator complex
Molecular function (GO): transcription coactivator activity; beta-catenin binding
Source: RefSeq, a predicted model, not a curated record